UGCAGAUACUUCCAGAGAAGGAAGCGGAGUUUCCGGCUGUUUGCUGCUGAGGGAGAGUACUGCUGACGCCGCGAAACCCCUAAUAAAUACUCGCCGGCUUGGGGGUAAAACAUUCGGACACCAGAAGAAAUACGUCAGUCCAGCACCCGGGGGGAGGGCUGAUAUUCCGGACUAAGUGUUCGGACCAGUGAGCGGAGAAGAGGGGAAGAGCGACGGCGAAAAAGGCGGGGGGUGGAACCCACCAACUACCGGCAUGGCUAGGGACUACGAUUACCUCUUUAAGCUGCUCAUCAUCGGUGACAGCGGGGUGGGGAAGAGCAGCCUGCUGCUGCGAUUUGCGGACAACACAUUUUCAGGUAGCUACAUCACGACGAUCGGGGUGGACUUCAAGAUCCGGACAGUUGAGAUCAACGGGGAGAAGGUGAAGCUGCAGAUCUGGGACACAGCGGGACAGGAGCGCUUCCGCACCAUCACAUCAACGUACUACAGGGGGACGCAUGGGGUAAUCGUGGUAUACGACGUCACCAGCGCAGAAUCUUUCGUCAACGUCAAACGGUGGCUCCACGAAAUCAAUCAGAACUGUGACGACGUCUGUCGAAUAUUAGUGGGGAACAAGAACGACGACCCCAACUCCAAGGUGGUGGAGACGAACGACGCGCAGAAGUUUGCCGAGCAGAUGGGGAUCAGCCUCUUCGAGACGAGCGCGAAGGAGAACAUAAACGUAGAGGAGAUGUUCAACUGCAUUACAGAGCUGGUGCUGAGAGCCAAGAAAGCCAAGCAGCCGCAGCAGGCACAGAACGACGUGGUCAAGCUGAACAAAAACAGCAAACGCAAGAAAAAGUGCUGCUAACAAAACUGACCAACGAAGAUGAACCAAUACAGAAAAGUCAACCACAUGCACAUCUCCAACAAAGCAGAACACCCACGGAACAAGACUCCCACUUACUAAAUCAAGAAAAAAUAUGAAGAUUUAAUAAUGAAAUUGUGAAAAAAUAAAAUGAAAAAAAAAAAAUAAAAGGUCCCUUUUGGACAAAUGAAUCCUAAAGACUUUUAAGAGAAAAAAAAAAUGUACAGAUUUUAUUAGAAGCUAUAGGGAGUUUUAUUUGGAAUUUGAGCGGUUAUGUGAUGUUAUUUAAUAAGGUCCUUCUGGGGAUGGGAAGGAUCAGAAAGCUGACUGCCACAGUACUCAGAUUUAUAUAUGAAAUAUACAUAUUUCUCUGCAUCAGUCUAUUUUUUCUUCUUCUGCAUCACAUGGGACUGUCAGGAAU
Molecule: messenger RNA, 1268 nt
Organism: Megalops cyprinoides (Indo-Pacific tarpon)
Lineage: Eukaryota; Metazoa; Chordata; Actinopteri; Elopiformes; Megalopidae
Gene: rab35b
Product: RAB35, member RAS oncogene family b
Exons: 6
Coding region: 254-850 (198 amino acids)
Biological process (GO): endocytic recycling
Cellular component (GO): plasma membrane; endosome membrane
Molecular function (GO): GTP binding; GTPase activity
Source: RefSeq, a predicted model, not a curated record